UUUCUCCCUCCAACACAAGAAUCAAAGACAAAGACCCAACGCCAUCAACCCACACCAUCCCGACUCAACGCCAAUCGAUACCUCUCUACCUAAGAAAGAAGAAGAAGAAAAAAGAUAAAAAAUGUCUCAACCAAUACCCCGCAAGAACCCAAACCGCGGACACCAAAGCCAGCAGUCCUACUCACGAUCUCCGCACUCCCACACACACAUGUACACAACGCACUCCCACACCCAACACCCACACAGCCACAGCCACUCGCGUAACCGAUCCCAACAACUACGCGCCGAAGCCGCCGAGCUCCAGCAAUUCCAUCAACACCAGCACUACACCGGCACCGGCACAGGCGCGGGUAUAACAUCCGACUACGAAUCCGACACCGCGCGAUACAUGGCCUCGCACCCACCCCCGCCCCCCGCCGCCCUCGCAGCGCGUACAAACACCGAGUUAAACCUAAGCGUGCUCCGCCGGUACCGUCCGGGAAUCACCAGCAUCCUAUCCAUCGCCGCGAACGCCGUAGUAUACGUAUUCACGCCACCAUCAAAAUGGGAUAAAUCGAAUAUGGAAGGGACCAUGUUUAUCUGCGCCCAGACCCCCAACCCUAACAGCGACGAAGACUCCGACCCCGAAAACGCGGCUAGCGAUGGUUGUCUCUUCGUGUUAAACCGCAAGGGUCUAAUCAAUUUGAUUAUCGAUUUAUCAGAUGUAUCCGAUUUCGAACUCGCGACUGGCCUGCUCAUUUUUAAGAUGGAUGGCGCGGGCGUCACGGUGCCGAUGGAGAAUGAGGAGUCGGUUAGGUCGAAGGUGCUUAGUUUAUGGGUAUACUCUGAAGAUGAGAAUGAUCGGAGGACGAAUGCUGCGCUGGUACAUGAGUUGUGGAGUAAAGCGCGCGCUGCUCGUGAGGAGGUUGAUGUUGAUGUUGAGGAUACGGAGGAUGCGUCCGGGGAUGUGUCUACAAGUACUUCGCCUGGUGAUGAUGAUGAGGUUGCGUUGCCUAUGGCGCAGGCUGGUCGACAGCUUAGUUUAUCUGAGUUGUUUGGACGCAAUAUGAAUGGUAUCGGCGGAAUCGGGGGCGCCUAGGUUGAUUAGGCACGAAAGGUUGAGACACGGCUAUCACAAGUCGAGAACUUUAAGGGGAAAACAUUGGCGACAACAAUGGAUGGAUGAACGAGGGUUAUAUCUGGCGUUAGGAGGGAAGAUACCCCGAUAGGCAUUGGUUUUAGUAAUAGGAAUACUAUUCGUUGUGAAUCUCAUAAGAUAUCAUGAGUAUACGAACAACGUCCCUUGAUCUUUCAAGGCUUCUUGUGAUCCCAGCCUCAUGGCUAGGCAGGUUGUCCUAGUGCUAGCAACAGAAAUCCUGUUAAAUGGACGUACAGUAUUUUCCCCGUAAGGUACCUUAAUCUUCCUAAUCAACCUAACCUCGCCCCUAUCCUCAUACCAACGACUAUUACAUAAGCAUCUAGACAUCUUUAUACAACAGACAAGUUAUACCCUAGGAAGAUAGCUUCAUAUGAAUUUACGAAAGUCCAUCAGCCCUACCUACCUGAUAUUAUCCAUAAUCGGGGUAUAAUCCAUGCGAAGAACAUCAAACACCACUACACCUCACGUGCCAAAAUCAAUGGACGGUUCAACUAACAUUACUUCCAAGACAUAGGUAGGUUAGGUAUUCCACGAUUAAUUAUGUUUAUUUUUUUCUUUUGCUUUUUCUUUUUGGUAUAGGUUAACUAUAAAUAUUGAUCC
This is a messenger RNA of Hypoxylon trugodes, 1738 nucleotides long. Its product is annotated as PH domain-like protein. The coding region runs from base 122 to 1078 and encodes 318 amino acids. Gene Ontology annotation, biological process: deadenylation-dependent decapping of nuclear-transcribed mRNA; deadenylation-independent decapping of nuclear-transcribed mRNA; positive regulation of catalytic activity. Gene Ontology annotation, cellular component: P-body. Lineage: Eukaryota; Fungi; Ascomycota; Sordariomycetes; Xylariales; Hypoxylaceae. The record is from RefSeq and is a predicted model, not a curated record. Gene Ontology annotation, molecular function: mRNA binding; enzyme activator activity. The transcript has a single exon.